CUCCUCACUUCCGGCUUCGCUGCUCUUGGUGCUGGUUCUGGAGGCCGGGUUGAGAGGUCGCAGGUCCGGCUGUCCUGGGCGGUUGGUCAGUGUGAAUUUGUGACAGCUGCAGUUGCUCCCCGCCCCCGAGGAGCCGAGGUGCGUGGGGGAAGGGGAAGAAGGAAAAGGUCUGGGUCGCGUUUCCGCUCACUUCUUGCCAGGGCUGAGGCGAUUCCAGAGAGCGGCGGAAGGGAUAAGCCUCGACUUAGACGCUACUGAGUUACCCUAAGACAGGAGUCUACUAUGGCUCAAGAAUCUCCCAAAAAUUCAGCAGCAGAAAUUCCAGUGACUAGUAAUGGAGAAGUUGAUGACUCUCAUGAACAUGGCUUUAAUAGGGAUUUGAAGCAUUCAUUACCAUCUGGACUUGGACUCUCAGAAACCCAAAUUACAUCUCAUGGCUUUGACAGUAGCAAAGAGGGAGUUGUUGAAGCAGGAGCCUUUCAAGGUUCCCCAGCACCGCCAUUGCCAUCUGUUAUGUCUCCUAGCAGAGUUGCAGCUAGUCGACUGGCUCAACAAGGAAGUGAUUUAAUUGUUCCCGCAGGUGGCCAGAGAACACAGACAAAAGGUGGACCAGUUAUUCUAGCAGAUGAAAUUAAAAAUCCUGCAAUGGAAAAGUUAGAACUUGUUAGAAAAUGGAGUCUAAACACUUAUAAGUGUACUCGACAAAUUAUCUCUGAGAAGCUAGGCCGUGGCUCAAGAACUGUGGACCUUGAACUUGAAGCUCAAAUUGAUAUAUUAAGGGAUAACAAGAAAAAAUAUGAAAAUAUUUUAAAACUGGCUCAAACAUUGUCGACCCAGCUUUUCCAGAUGGUACAUACCCAAAGGCAACUUGGAGAUGCAUUUGCUGACCUGAGUUUGAAGUCACUAGAACUUCAUGAAGAAUUUGGCUAUAAUGCAGAUACCCAGAAGCUGCUGGCUAAAAAUGGAGAGACUCUUCUUGGGGCCAUUAAUUUUUUCAUUGCUAGUGUGAACACUUUGGUGAAUAAAACAAUUGAAGAUACAUUAAUGACUGUGAAACAGUAUGAAAGUGCCAGGAUUGAAUAUGAUGCAUAUCGCACUGAUUUGGAAGAACUGAAUCUUGGACCACGUGAUGCAAACACUCUGCCGAAGAUUGAGCAGUCACAGCAUCUCUUCCAAGCACAUAAGGAAAAAUAUGAUAAAAUGCGCAAUGAUGUUUCUAUCAAAUUAAAAUUUCUAGAAGAAAAUAAGGUUAAAGUAUUGCACAAUCAGCUGGUCCUUUUCCACAAUGCCAUUGCCGCUUACUUUGCUGGGAAUCAGAAGCAGCUUGAACAGACACUUAAACAGUUCCAUAUCAAAUUGAAAACCCCUGGAGUGGAUGCCCCAUCUUGGCUUGAAGAACAGUAAAAUCACACCAGAAAAUAAAAAGAAAGUCGCAUUGUUAUAUUUCUAAACAAACUUAACAAGAAUUAAGCAGAGUUGGGGGAAGUGGGAGGGGUGACAGCCAUUGUAGUGGUCUUGCACAAACAGCUUUAAUUUUUCCCUUUUUCAUACUUUAACAAUUGAACUGUUAAAUUUGAUGGGAAGGUGGGUGGUUUUAAUGUAAACAUAGUUUCUAUAAUCUGAACACAAUAAUUUUCCUUUUUGAGAAAUCCUUUUGUAUUGUGAGGGUUGAUGGCUAUUUCUGUAGUUUGAAAACAUCUAAUAUAGAUUUGCACUGACAAGAUAAAAAUUCAAGGUUUUUGGUCCUGGAAAUGAGGGCCAAUUGUAACUUUUCCAAAGGGAGGUUUACAUGAUUUGUAUCAACAUCAGAUAUUUUAUAUAUGAAUAUAUUAAACAUCUUUAAGAGAUUCAUUUUCAUGUAUUAAAGAAAAAAGAAACUAUUUUGCAGAGUAAAGUUAUAUGGUGUUCCUGCAGCGUCCACAUAGAGGCAGCAGCUCUAUUGAAUGACUGAUUAGCUUGUGGAGUUGUGGCAAAUAUCUUUUUAAAAAUGAAUCUGUACCAUUGUAAUUUUGUUUAGACUAUUUUUAAAGACACAGAAAUGACACUGUCAUUUCUGUGAGACUUUUAAGCUUCUGAAUUUCUUCACCCAAAGUCAUUGGACAGUUGCAUUUGCAGUUUCUUGUGGUUCAUAAUGAAACCUGCUUAAGGGAAUUCUUUUUUUUUUUUUUUUUGACAGGUGGAUGUGGGAAUGGAAAUUCUUCGUGGUUUCUCAAGUAGAAAUCUGUACUUAGAAAACUAGUUUUUGGGUUGGUUCCAUUUUGAUAGAAGUGAAUAUGUAGACAGCUUUUAUUGACUUCCAUAUGUAACAAUACCGUUUAAGCCUUAAAUCACAGAUAACGUGCCUUCUCAGAUACAGUAAUUCUUGUUCAACCAAUGUAGAAAAUCCAUAAAGAAGCCCCUGUUGGAUAAUGUUUGAUGUGUCUAUUCCUUCCAUGGAAAGGAGCACUAUGUAUAAAUGUUGGGUUUCUUUGUACUCAUUAAGCCACAUUUGAGGUUUAUGGUAAAAAUCAACUUUUGAGUUUGCUCUUUGGUUUUUCUUCAUUCCUUUUGAGGAAUGGGAAAACGGAAGGAUUCUUUGAUUUGGGUAAUGAAGAGGUAAUUUGGGACAGUGUGGUCGUAGCAGAAAGAAAGGAUUGGAAAGGCCAGUACUGUUUUAGUUGCUCAGCACUAUUGGUUUUGUGUUAAUGUGGUUGCCCUGUCCACUACAUGGUUCUAUCAGCAACGUAAUCCAUUUUCAGUGUAAAGCUCUUUUCAUUUUUGUCAUAGACAUAAAUUAAUAUUUUGAGAGGUAUCCCUCACCUGUUCAUUUCUUCUGUGUUAAAAUGAAGUACUUAAAAUUACUGUUAUACAUGAACUUUGUGGACUGUAAGAUUUGUUAUAUAUGUUCAAAUGCCUUUUAGCUGGCUUUUUAAUUAAUAUGCCUGUUUUGAGUGCUUAAUACAAUGUAAUGUGAUUGUAAAUCAUAAACCUAUUUUAAAUCAUUCCUUCCUGUAUAUUUUUACUCAGAGAGCCUUAUUUUAUUCUUCCAGCAGAAUUACUACUUGUGAUAGUUCAUUUACAUUCCCCAGAAUGUGCCUCUGGUGUGAAUUUUGUAUUCUUAUUAAAAGUGUUUGCUGCAGUAAA
Molecule: messenger RNA, 3123 nt
Organism: Cebus imitator (Panamanian white-faced capuchin)
Lineage: Eukaryota; Metazoa; Chordata; Mammalia; Primates; Cebidae
Gene: ARFIP1
Product: ADP ribosylation factor interacting protein 1
Exons: 9
Coding region: 283-1404 (373 amino acids)
Biological process (GO): regulation of Arp2/3 complex-mediated actin nucleation; intracellular protein transport
Cellular component (GO): trans-Golgi network membrane
Molecular function (GO): protein domain specific binding; phospholipid binding
Source: RefSeq, a predicted model, not a curated record